Clonostachys byssicola is the source of this 978-nucleotide messenger RNA. The record is from the annotation of a GenBank genome assembly. Lineage: Eukaryota; Fungi; Ascomycota; Sordariomycetes; Hypocreales; Bionectriaceae.
AUGAAGUUAGCACUCUCACUCGUUGGACUCACAGCCCUGGCGGCUGCGGCACCAUCCAACAUCCGCGAUAUCGAGCCGACGAAGACAAAGCCUCUGGAGAAGCGAGCGACGACUCUGUGCGGCCAGUGGGAUUCGGUUCAGACCGGUGGCUACACCAUUUAUAACAACCUCUGGGGCAAGGACAGCGGAAGCGGCUCUCAGUGUCUUACCGUUGAUGGGGUUAGCAAUAGUCUGCUGAAGUGGUCUACAACUUGGUCUUGGAGUGGUGGGGAGACAAGUGUGAAGUCAUAUCCAAACGCUGUGCUCAGCGCGUCUGCCGCUCGAGUUUCAACUAUAUCGUCUAUCCCCUCUAAAUGGCAGUGGACCUAUACCGGAUCCGGAGUCGUGGCCAACGUGGCCUACGAUCUUUUUUCCAACGCUGACUGUGGCACCACCCCUGAAUUUGAGAUCAUGAUCUGGCUGAGCGCUAUAGGAGGUGCCGGUCCCAUCAGCGCUACCGGCUCAUCUAUCGCUACAGUCACUAUUGCCAGAGCAUCAUGGAAGCUCUGGAAGGGCACGAAUAGCCAGAUGACCGUGUUCAGCUUUGUCGCUGAAUCUGCACAGAGCAACUUCAGCGGUGACUUGAACGACUUUAUGAAGUACCUCACGCAGUCUCAGGGAUACUCUGGCUCUCAGUGUCUAUACUCGAUCGGCGCUGGCACCGAGCCCUUUGUAGGUAGCAACGCUCAGUUCACAACCACUGGAUAUAGCGUGUCCCUCUCUGCUGGCUCCUCCGGCAGUGACGAAGGAAGCAGCGGAGAUAGCGGCAGCGGCAGUCAGACAACAACAACUUCUGCUGGUCAGGCCCAACCUACUGCUAUUGGCACAGACUGUGCAGGAAUCUGGGGGCAGUGUGGUGGUGAGGGUUGGACCGGAGCUACUUGCUGUAGUCAGGGAACUUGCACCGCUUCAAACCAGUGGUACUCCCAGUGUAUCUAG